Peronospora farinosa is the source of this 1086-nucleotide messenger RNA. Lineage: Eukaryota; Oomycota; Peronosporomycetes; Peronosporales; Peronosporaceae. The record is from the annotation of a GenBank genome assembly.
AUGGUGUCCUCUUUUAUCAAGUCGGCUACAAUGGCUGUCGUCAUGCUGGCUUCCACCACCGGAGCGCACAAUAUAAUGACGAAACCGAUGCCAACUUGGCCCGAUUCGGUCACCAGCAAAAACAAUCCUUCCGGUCAUAUUGAUCCUAAAAUGUUGCCGCCUCCGAACGGCAAAGCCUACACUACCGAAGUGGGAGUUUACAUGGACAUGUUCUGGACAACAUUCAAUGCCAGCUCAUACAAGUCGUUAAGGGAAUUUAUAUGGAAAGUCGAGAUUCUCGAGAAAGGUGCUUCCAAAGAGUGCGGCUAUUCCGUGGUGGAUGGCACGUUACAAGACCUCCCUGAUAUGAUUCAAUGGGACUUCUUCACGUUUGGCCACAAGGGACCGUUGGUUUGUUAUUGUGAUGAUACGAUCGUGAUACAGAGCAAGAACGCUGCCGAGGAGUUUCCGGAAAACCCUGCCAACGUGCCGUACGACAAGGCGAAAUGCACAGGUGCUUCCAUGCUAACGUGUCACUGGCUUUCCUUGCACGCGAUACCGUGGCAGGUGUACACGAAUUGCGCUUCUCUGAAUGGCGCUAAGCCAUCCACCAAACCAAAAGUGAGCACCCCCGCAAGUAGCCCAAGCAAUGAGCCAGCUACCGCGUCGUCGCCUCCUGAGUCGCCUCCUGAGACACCUACUGAGACGCCUACUGAGUCGCCUCCUGAGACGCCUACUGAGUCGCCUCCUGAGACGCCUACUGAGUCGCCUCCAGAGACGCCUGCUUCCACAGUCAAGUCGGAAUCGAACAAUCCUGCGAGUAGCCCAAGCGAUACGCCGGCUACUACCUCUUCUGACACCGCGCCGUCACCUAGUGAAACGCCUGCUGAGGCUGACCCCAUUGCUAAGGAAGAGCCCCAGACUGACGCUCCUACUAAAGAUGGUGAGGAAAAGCAGGACGAGCAGGAGAAGGAGAAGCCAAUGACGACUGACGAGUCCAACGCGGACAGAAAAGAUGACAAGACCGAGGCUCUUGGCAAACCUUCAAUAAACGACAAGUGCGGGGUGCGUCGCCGUCAUGUUAUGCUGACGGAGACCACUCAGUAG